GUGUGUCAGACUGUGGUCAGGUUCUUCCCUGGUCAGUUAGAUCAGAGGGGAAUGUUUUACAUAAUACACAGCUGCCGUGAGAGAGACUUGCAUCUCCAUGCCUUCUCCAAUGAGAUACAGGUGUCAAAACCUAAUGGACAUGCUAGCUCAUCCCAUCCAUCCAGCUUUCAAAGGGACAGAAUUCAUUCAUUGUCCUGUCUGUAUUGAUUCCCAGUCAGACACAUUUCAUAGUAGCAGCCGUGUUAGUCUGUAUCCGCAAAAAGAACAAGUCUGACACAGAAUCCCUGUUCACCUCCCUUCUUGCAAAUAGCUCCAGCCAUGGCGAGGGCUCUGGGCUCGGCAGGUUUAGAAAUAGACAGAGGUUUAACGCCAGAGCUGGGUGUGUGUCAGCAAGUCUCCCAGAGAGCACAGAUCCUGGGAACUCCUAGUGAGGGUGUAAAAAUUCCCGUCACCUCCCCAGACGCCUGCCUAUCCCGAGGCGGCUCAGUGACCGUGUUUCUGUCCUCUUAGGUUCCGUAUUCCCACCAACACAGCACGGGGACAGGUUCCGUUCCCACAAUGCCCUUUGUGACAGACACUCCCCCAAUGCUCCAUGCGCCCUGUGCGAAGAGUUCAGUCACAGAGACCCCCUUGGGACUGUAACCUGAUGUGCUGAAAUGACCACUGAGCCUGUUCUCCCUGCCAGGUUGGGCCCCCAGUACCCUCUCUUGUUGAACCAGACACGCUAACCUGCUGCAGCACAGAUUCAGGGUCCGGGCUACGCCCCCAAGCUGCACAACUUAACUGAAAAAACAGCACAACAAAUUACCUAUCUCCAGCACUCAGGAUUUCCCAUUCCCAAACCUGAGCUGAUCGCCCAGCUGGAACGAGGGGAAGAGCCCUGGGUGCCUGAUCUCCAGGCCUGCGAAGAAAGGGAGAUCCCGAGAGGCACCCGCACAGGUGAUGAGAGAGUGAGUGAGAAUGAAGAGGAGAAUCAUGAGGCAGAAGUUCCUGGUAAAGUGGAACCACGGGAGACCUUUAUGGGAAGUGCUGCAUGGAAUUUUUCCCAGUGCUUGGAGCAGGGAGAAGCCUGGGAAAAUUGGCAGAGGUCAGAGAGGCUGCUGGGAAACCACCCAGGAAAGAAAGCGGAUGAAUAUAUUAACAGUGGGAGAGGAGACAAGGAUCCCAGAGCGCAGCAGACAAACCCCAAUGAAGAGACACCCAGGGACUGCCUGCAGUGUGGGAAAAGAUUCAUUCUGAGCUCACAGCUUGUAACACAUCAGACAAUCCAUACAGGAGAGAAACCCCUUCAAUGCUUCGACCGUGGGGAAAGCUUCAAUAAUCCCUUAGACCUUAAUAACCAUGGGAGACGCCACACAGAAGAGAAACCCUCUCAAUGCCUUCAGUGUGGGAAAUGUUUCAUUUGGAAGUCAAAACUAAUUACUCAUCAGAGAAUCCACACAAGGGAGAGACCCCAAAAGUGUUUAGUCUGUGGAAAAAGUUUCAUACAGAGGUCAUCCCUUGUUAAACAUCAGGCAAUCCACACAGGAGAGAGACCCCAUAAGUGUUUGGACUGUGGGAAAGGUUUCAUACAGAGGUCAGAUCUUAGAGCACAUCAGAGGAUGCACACAGGAGAGAAACCUCAUAAGUGUUUUGAGUGUGGAAAAGGUUUCACACGGAGAUCACAUCUUAUAGGACAUCAGAGAAUCCACACUGGAGAGAGACCCCAUACGUGCUUGGACUGUGGUAAAAGUUUCAUGCAGAGGUCAUCCCUUGUUAAACAUCAGGUAACCCACACAGGAGAGAGACCCCAUAAGUGUUUAGUCUGUGGAAAAAGUUUCAUACGGAGGUCAGAACUUGUUAAACACCAGAGAUUCCACACAGGAGAGAGACCCCACAAGUGCAUGGACUGUGGGAAAAGUUUCAUACAGAGAUCAGACCUUGAUAAACAUCAGGCAAUCCACACAGGAGAGAGACCCCAUAAGUGUUUGGAAUGUGGAAAAUGUUUCACACACAGAUCACAUCUUAUAGCACAUCAGAGGAUCCACAGUGGAGAGAGACCACAUAAGUGCUUGGAAUGUGGAAAAUGUUUCACACGGAGAUCACAUCUUAUAGGACAUCAGAGAAUCCACACUGGAGAGAGACCCCAUAAGUGCUUGGACUGUGGUAAAAGUUUCAUGCAGAGGUCAGACCUUGAUAAACAUCAGGCAAUCCACACAGGAGAGAGACCCCAUAAGUGUUUAGUCUGUGGAAAAAGUUUCAUACGGAGGUCAGACCUUGAUAAACAUCAGGCAAUCCACACAGGAGAGAGACCCCAUAAGUGCAUGGACUGUGGGAAAAGUUUCAUACAGAGAUCAGACCUUGAUAAACAUCAGGCAAUCCACACAGGAGAGAGACCCCAUAAGUGUUUGGAAUGUGGAAAAUGUUUCACACACAGAUCACAUCUUCUAGCACAUCAGAGGAUCCACACUGGAGAGAGACCACAUAAGUGCUUGGAAUGUGGAAAAUGUUUCACACGGCGAUCACAUCUUUUAGGACAUCAGAGAAUCCACACUGGAGAGAGACCCCAUAAGUGCUUGGACUGUGGGAAAAGUUACACACAGAGAUCACACCUCACUCAACAUGGGAGAAUCCACACAGGAUCGAAACUUCUGUGACUCAUGGCCAGAAACGGUUAAGCAUCUUGCAGGCUAAUUGACCUAGAUUCAGCCUUUAGACACAUGUUAGAAAUGUGUGUAAAUAGAAAUUAGGUCCAUUCCAGAUUAGAUAAGCUAGAGCUCUGAAAUGUAAACUUUUAUGGUUAAAGAACUGGAAGAAGCUAGCAAUUGUAAUAGCCUGUGUUUACUUCUUGUUAGAGGUUAACAGUGUAACCAAAGGGUUCCUGUCUAGGGUUGUAUUUUGUUCAAUCUGAGAAGGAAAGGAAAUAUUAACAUAUAGAUAAAACUUGGGUUUAAUAAUGUCAUUGUCUACAUGUCUCUGUAAAAUUUGUGGUAAACUUUUAAUUGCUUUAUGGAUAUUUAUCUUAUUUUAAUCCAUUUAAUUAAUUACCAGUGAUGUUUAGGAAAUAGGUUACUUGAAAAGCCUAUUGUUCACCUGAUGAAGUGAUUCUGAAACAGACGCUUUGCAAUUUUCAUGCACCAUCUCUAAGUAAAACUGACCUAAGGAUUCUA
Molecule: messenger RNA, 3149 nt
Organism: Chrysemys picta bellii (western painted turtle)
Lineage: Eukaryota; Metazoa; Chordata; Testudines; Emydidae
Source: RefSeq, a predicted model, not a curated record